Messenger RNA from Lodderomyces theae, 2640 nucleotides. RefSeq names its product translation initiation factor eIF3 subunit a (gene RPG1A). NCBI's taxonomy places the organism in Eukaryota, Fungi, Ascomycota, Pichiomycetes, Serinales, Debaryomycetaceae. Gene Ontology annotation, cellular component: multi-eIF complex; eukaryotic translation initiation factor 3 complex, eIF3e; eukaryotic translation initiation factor 3 complex, eIF3m. The transcript has a single exon. Gene Ontology annotation, biological process: formation of cytoplasmic translation initiation complex; translation reinitiation. The coding region runs from base 1 to 2640 and encodes 879 amino acids. The record is from RefSeq and is a predicted model, not a curated record. Gene Ontology annotation, molecular function: mRNA binding; translation initiation factor activity.
AUGCCACCAGCUCACAAGAGUCACAACUUCCGUCCGGAAAAUGUGUUAAAACGUGCCGAGGAUUUGAUUGCCGUAGGGCAAAAGGAAGCUGCAUUGGACACCUUGUAUGAGCUCAUCACUUCAAGAAGAAUUCGUUAUUUACAAGUCGAGGACUUGGAACCUAUUGCUAGCUUGCUCAUUGAAUUGGCUGUUGAAUUGAGAAAGGGUAAAUUAGCCAAGGAUGCUUUGCACCAGUACAAGAAAAACAUUCAAAUGUCUGAACAUGGUUUGGAAUCGGUGCAAACUAUUGUUCGUAAAUUCAUUUCCUUAGCUGAAGGGAAAUUAGACGAAGCUCAAGCCAAGGCUGAUGUGAAAAUCGAUCAGGAAGAAACUGCUGAGGAUGAUUUGGAAACUGCUCAAACUCCAGAAUCUAUCUUGUUGAGUGCCGUUUCAAACACGGAUACUGCUGAUCGUACUGAAAGAGAAUUGGUUACUCCAUGGUUGAGAUUCUUGUGGGAAGCUUUCAGAGCCUGUUUGGAUAUUUUGAGAAACAACUCCAAGUUGGAAGUUACUUAUUCCGCUAUCGUCAAUCAAGCUUUCAAGUUUUGUUUAAAUUUCAAAAGAAAAGCUGAAUUUAGAAGAUUGUGCGAGUUAUUGAGAGUUCAUAUGCAAACAGUCACCACUCAGGUCAAGACUUCAUCCAACAAUGCUAUUGAUUUAUCUGACUCGGAAACUGUUCAGCGUUAUUUGGAGCAGAGGUUUUCUCAAUUGAACAUUGCUGUCAAGUUGGAAUUGUGGCAAGAGUCAUUCAGAUCUGUUGAUGACGUGCAUAGUUUAAUCACUGCUUCGAAAAAGGCACCAAAGCCAACGAUGAUGACUAACUAUUAUGAAAAUCUUGCGAGAAUCUUUGCGGUAUCAGACAACACGUUAUUCCAUGCUGCUGCUUGGAACAAGUUUUUCAACUUGUACUCUCAAUCACCGAAAGCCACCGAUGAUGAAUUGAAGAGAUAUGCUUCCAUAUUGGUGUUGUCUACAUUGGCCAUCUCUCAAAACGCCAUUCAAGAUGCUGAUGAUCACAGAGCAAAGAAUUCUAAAUUGUCCUCAUUGUUGAAUUUGACUCAAGUUCCCACCAGAGACGGUUUGAUUAGAUCAAUUGUCCAAAGAGGCAUUAUCAAAUAUGUUGAUGGUCCUGUUAAACAAUUGUUUGAUUUGUUGGAAAAGGAUGAUUUCCAACCAUUGUCGGUUAAGAAAGAAGUUAUUGAGAUUUUCAAAUCCAUUGAGUCAGAUGAAGAAUUCAAAAAGUAUAUCCCGACAUUGACCGAGGUCAUUUUGAUUAAGAUUUUCCAACAAGUCUCCCAGGUUUACGAUACUGUCAAAUUGGACUUUUUGGUUUCGUUGGGUGUAUUUGAAGGCUUGCAAUACUCAUUAACAGAGUUGGAGGUUGAGGAAUUGAUUGUCAAUGCUGUCAAGAAUGAUUUACUUUCCUUGAUUAUUGAUGAUGAAGCUGGCGUGGCUUCUUUCAAGUCGAGUCCAUUUGAAGACGUGACUAAUGCAUCUACUCGUAAAUUGCAAAUAUCUCCAGCCGAAAUUGUUCGUACUCAAAUUAGCAAGUUGGCUGCCACUGUUGCUGAAUCGGUUCAAAUCAUUGACCCUGAAUACGAGACUCGUCGUAAACACGCUCAAGAAGCUGCCUUGCAUCGUGCUAUGACUGACUUGGUUCGCGAACAACAAGCUCUUGCUGAUAGGUCCAAGAUUAUUGAAGAGCGUAAGGUUGCUGCUGAGAAGCGUAGACGUGAGGAGGAAGAAUUGCAAGCUAGAUUGAAACAGGAGAGAAUUGCUGCGGAACAAAAGGCUGAGCAAGAAAGAUUGGUGCAAGAGCAAGAGCGUAAGAAAUUGGAGAAGUUGCAAAAGGAACGUGAAAUGAUUCAAGAAAAUGAAAAGAGAAAGCUUGCUGAGGAGAUUAAUGCCAAGGGUAUUAUUAAGGUUGAUUUGAACAAUUUGAAGGAUUUGGAUGCUAGUAAGUUGAAGAUGAUGCAGGUUGAACAAUUGAACAAGGACAGAAAGGAAUUGGAGGAGAAGUUGAAAGUUACUUUCAAGAAGGCUGAUUACUUGGAGAGAGCUUAUAGACAAUAUGAAAUCAAGUUAUUGGAUGCCGAAGCUGAAAAGCAGAGAGCGUUGGAAGUUGAAAACUACGAGACUGCAAAGAAUGCAAAGAUUGCCAAGGCAAAGAAGGAGUUUGAUAAUGCCGUUUCUUUGAAGGAGCGUUUCCAACGUAUGUUGCCUGAUUACACUUCAUACAAAGCUGAUCUUGAUGCUAAGAAUGCUGCCAAAUUGGAGAAAUUGAGACAAGAAGCUCAUGAGAAAUUCGAAAGAGCCAAGCAAGAAAGAAUUGAAAAAGUAAAGAGACAACGUAUUGAGGAGCUCAAGAUUAGAAAGGAGAGAGAACGUAAGGCACAAGCUGAAGAAGCUGCAAGAAAGGCUCAAGCUGCAGAACAUGCCAAAUUGAAGGAAGAAUUAAGAAAGCAAAGAGAGAAGGAUGAAGAGUUACAGAGAAGAAGAGACGAAAUGGCAGCACAAGCCGCCGCUCAAGAAGCUAAACCAGCCGCUCCAUUGACAUUUGCCCAAAGAAUGAAAUUGAAGAGAGAAGGAAAAUUGGCUUGA